Messenger RNA from Brassica oleracea var. oleracea, 889 nucleotides. Its product is annotated as NAD(P)H dehydrogenase (quinone) FQR1-like. NCBI's taxonomy places the organism in Eukaryota, Viridiplantae, Streptophyta, Magnoliopsida, Brassicales, Brassicaceae. The record is from RefSeq and is a predicted model, not a curated record. The transcript has 4 exons. Gene Ontology annotation, molecular function: NAD(P)H dehydrogenase (quinone) activity; FMN binding. Bases 89 to 703 code for a protein of 204 amino acids.
GCUAUCUGCAUUUUCAGAUCGUUGAACUUAUAAUCUCCCAUCUUAAAAAGAAAAAAAAACAAUUCAGAAAGUUAAUCUACAGAUAACGAUGGCGACCAAAGUGUAUAUCGUGUACUACUCAAUGUACGGUCAUGUGGAGAAAUUGGCUGAAGAGAUAAGGAAAGGAGCUGCUUCCGUUGAAGGUGUUGAAGCCAAGCUAUGGCAGGUACCCGAGACGCUUCCAGAAGAAGCACUCUCUAAGAUGAGCGCACCACCAAAGAGUGAAUCACCAAUCAUCACACCAAACGACCUAACCGAAGCUGAUGGGUUCGUCUUUGGAUUCCCAACGAGGUUCGGCAUGAUGGCUGCUCAGUUCAAAGCCUUCUUGGACGCAACCGGUGGACUCUGGAGGACUCAGUCACUCGCUGGUAAACCAGCUGGUAUCUUCUACAGCACUGGCUCUCAAGGUGGUGGCCAAGAAACCACCGCAUUGACGGCGAUAACUCAGCUGGUUCACCACGGGAUGAUCUUUGUCCCGAUCGGUUACACAUUUGGUGCGGGAAUGUUCGAGAUGGAGAAAGUGAAAGGUGGAAGUCCCUAUGGGGCUGGAACAUUCGCAGGAGAUGGUUCAAGGCAGCCAACAGAGCUUGAGCUAGCGCAAGCUUUUCACCAAGGCAAGUACAUUGCAACCAUCUCCAAGAAGCUCAAGGGCUCUACUGCUUAGAGCUCUUUGAAAAGGAAAACAAAACAAGACCGGUUUGGUUCUCUGCUUUUUUAUUACACAAUCAUAUAUUCUUCUCUUGUGAUUUCUUUUGGGUUUUGAUUAUAAACUACAUGAUAUUGUUUCACAACAAUCAUUCUUGUCUUGCUUUUACGUAUUAGAUAUGUAAUGAUUUAUGCUUGUCUUGCA